Messenger RNA from Mizuhopecten yessoensis (Yesso scallop), 696 nucleotides. Its product is annotated as acetylcholine receptor subunit beta-type unc-29-like. Gene Ontology annotation, biological process: monoatomic ion transport. Lineage: Eukaryota; Metazoa; Mollusca; Bivalvia; Pectinida; Pectinidae. Gene Ontology annotation, cellular component: membrane. The transcript has a single exon. The coding region runs from base 1 to 696 and encodes 231 amino acids. The record is from RefSeq and is a predicted model, not a curated record.
AUGCUUGCUUAUUAUCCCAACCUGAUUUGGAACGUUGAGUCAACCACAAAGAGCAACGUUGUCGCUGGAAGACUAUCUAAGGCAAUGCUUUAUAUUACAAUCAGUCGACGACCCACGUUCAUGUUUCUCACACUCGUCCUACCCAUCAUUGCCUUGAACUAUAUGAAUAUACUGGUGUUCUUGAUACCGGUCGAAUCAGGGGAGAAGAUAUCUUACGCCAUCACGGUACUGCUGACGUUUGCUGUGUAUCUGUCUGUAUACUCAGAAAAGAUUCCCCCGUUGAGUCACCCGGUUGCCAUCUUCAGUGUCUCCAUCCUCAUAAAGCUAUUCACAAGCUGUCUCAUAGCGCUUUGUUGCGUAGUCAUCUCAAUGAUCAGCUUCUAUCAGCAAGAGCAUCGAGUUCCUUCAACAGUGCAGCAACUAACUGUAUGCUUUCUUCGAGACAGAAGGAUACGAGGCGUCAACAAAACAUCGACACAGAACGACUCUACGAUGGACAUGGUGAUUCAAUAUGACGCGGCUCGUGAGGUUGGUACACUCUGUCAGGACGAGGACCGUCUAGAGAUUCCGACUCAAGUGACGGUCGGCUGGAAGGAGGUGACUAUCGUCAUGGACAGACUAUGCCUUGUACUCUUUGCUGUGACAUCUACCAUUGAGACAACUGUGACUGUGAUUUUCAUGAUGACUCGUUAUUGA